This is a messenger RNA of Phytophthora infestans T30-4, 402 nucleotides long. RefSeq lists its product as uncharacterized. Lineage: Eukaryota; Oomycota; Peronosporomycetes; Peronosporales; Peronosporaceae. The record is from RefSeq and is a predicted model, not a curated record. Bases 1 to 402 code for a protein of 133 amino acids. The transcript is spliced from 3 exons.
AUGGAGCUGGACCAGGCCAUAUCGCUGUGGCGCGGACGCGCUGCCGACGCUGUGUUGCUGGGUGCGUCAUCUUCUGUCGCCAAAGAUGGAAGUCGCCUGGUUCUGUUGACUUCGGCGGAAGAUGUACGCGAGAUCAGCGCUCCUGCGCGAAAAUGCAUCAACCACUGGACCUUCCGUGCUGGCAGUGUCCAUGCGCUGCAUGUGGCCGCAGCACGUCAUCCGCACUCGCGUGUAUUCUUCGGUGUAUGCGGCGCUCCAGGCGUAGGCGCCAGUAAGAAAGCGCGCCAGGCUAGACGGCCUCGCCGUCUGGCGCGACACGGAUCUGGACGAGGUCGUCGUGGUGUUCCAGAACGGCUCCUUCACUACGUACGACGAAGACCUGAUCAGAGGACUACACAGUGA